CCACAUCCGACCAUCAGCCAUCAACGUCGCUUAUUCUCGGUUAUCAGCAGGGCUCUCCAGGCCUCCAUAGAUGACUGCCGAAUUAUCUAGAGACAGGCAUGGAGGGCACAUCGACCUUGAAGGACUCGAUCCGAAGCAUUUCCCUUCGGUUAAGUAUAUCGGCCCGAUCAUCCGUGAUGCUAAUUAGAGGUCAAAGCGGGAGGUGUCUCGCAGCGCAUCUGCAGUCUGGUUCUUUGGAUUGGCGCUUAUCUCUCUGGCAAUCGAGCAAAGCGGAUGGUCUGGAAUUGGACCUCCGAAAACUCAGCCCUAGAGCAGAGUUCAAUGUGGCUACUGAGACUUUUGACGACAUUGAGAUCCUGCCACGAACCGUUACGCUUUAGGCUCCGUUACGAUGGACGAUCGAUCUCUGUUCUCGAGCUCUCUAGCCCGCGUUGCCUCGAUCUUUAUGGAGGGAAUGUUUUGUCGCGACCGCCUCCAUGUGCGCGAUGCCCUCCAUCAUGCUGAUCGGGGUGCAGCAACCGAAUUCCAGCCAGGCAGUGUAACGGCGUAUCGGUACCACCGCACCUCGUUUUCGGCCUCCGGCUCGUUUUGGGAGGCAAUUUUGGACGCUACUAAGGAUGACACUUCC
This is a messenger RNA of Mycena citricolor, 628 nucleotides long. The record is from the annotation of a GenBank genome assembly. Lineage: Eukaryota; Fungi; Basidiomycota; Agaricomycetes; Agaricales; Mycenaceae.